CAUGAGCCGAGAUUUCAAACCCGGCGACUUGAUCUUCGCCAAGAUGAAGGGCUACCCGCAUUGGCCAGCGAGGGUGGAUGAAGUUCCUGAUGGAGCAGUGAAACCUCCUACAAAUAAAAUGCCUAUUUUCUUUUUUGGAACACAUGAGACGGCAUUUUUGGGACCAAAGGACAUAUUCCCAUAUUCUGAGAAUAAAGAUAAAUAUGGAAAACCAAAUAAAAGAAAAGGCUUUAAUGAAGGAUUAUGGGAAAUUGACAACAAUCCCAAAGUAAAAUUCUCUCAUCAACAAUCCCAUCCAAAUGUUAAUAACCCUGUUAAAGAGACUGUUGAGGAAAGCUGUCAAGAGCCUAGUGAGGGAAGUGAAGAAAAAGUAGGAGCCAAAAGGAGAAAGUCUACAACUUCCAAAUUACUUGCUAAACAGGAUAAUUUACCCACUGAAGCUGAAACAGAGGAAAAAGAGAUGGAUGCUGCAAAGGAAGAAGAUGUCCCUUCAGAAAAACUCAGUAGUGAAGGUCUGGUGAAAGCUAAUGAUGUACCUGUUCCUAAAGUUGCUAGAAGAGGGAGAAAAAGAAAGUCUGAAAAACAAGCAGAAGCUGAGGAAGCAGCAGUAGCUGUGGGAGCAGCUGCAACAGUGGCAGCAGCAACAACUGCAGUUGUUGUGACUUCUAAAGUAAGCCCUAAAAGAGGAAGACCAGCAGCUACAGAAGCAAAGGUUCCAAAACCAAGAGGAAGACCCAAAUUAGUGAAACCUCCUUGUUCUUCAGAAAGUGACAUUGUUCAUGAGGAGGAUAAGACCAAGAAAAAAGUACCAGAAGAAAAACCACCAAAAAAACAGCUGAAAAAAGAUGAGGAGGGUCAAAAGGAAGAAGACAAACCAAGGAAAGAUAUUGAAAAAAAGGAAGGAAAAAGAGAGUCUGAGCCAAAAAGGAAAAGUGCCAGUAAAGUGGGUUCUACAUCGGCCUCUGAUUCUGAAGAGGAUGGAGAAGACCAGGAAGGUGAUAAGAAGAGAAAAGGAGGAAGAAACGUUCAGGGUGCCCAUAGGAAGAAUAUGUUAAAAGGCCAACAUGAGCGAGAUGUAGGAGAGAAAAAACGCAAGCAAGAAGAGCCGAUGGAAUCUGAGCCGCAGAGUAAAGAGGAAAACAAGAAACCAGAAGUCAAGAAGAUGGAGAAGAAGCGAGAAACAUCAAUGGAUUCUCGGCUUCAAAGGAUACAUGCAGAAAUUAAAAAUUCACUCAAAAUUGACAAUCUUGAUGUGAAUAGAUGUAUUGAGGCUCUAGAUGAGCUUUCUUCACUUCAGGUCACAAUGCAACAAGCUCAGAAGCACACAGAGAUGAUCUUGACGCUAAAGAAAAUACGGAAGUUCAAAGUUAGCCAGGUUAUCAUGGAGAAAUCCACUAUGCUGUACAACAAGUUCAAGACCAUGUUUCUGGUUGGGGAAGGAGAUUCUGUCCUCUCACAAGUGCUGAAUAAAUCACUCGCUGAGCAAAAACAGCAUGAAGAAGCAAAUAAAACUAAAGAACAGUGGAAGAAAGGACAAAACAAGAAAAUGGAAAAAGAAAAAGAGCAAACAGUCUUUUUGCUUUGGAACUUCAAAGGUUCAAAAAUACUGAAUGGAGGGCCUGAUGCUCAAGACAGUAACCAGUCACAGCACAAUGGAGACAGCACUGAAGAAAAAAGAGAAAGGCACGAAGUCAACACUAAGAAAAAAACAUCUGGUGAAGAAAGAGAGCUUGAAAAAACAUCAAAGGACUCUUCUUCUGAAAAUAAAUGAUACCACUGGAAUUUUUUUAAGUACAAAAGAAGAGGAUUGUUAAGUUUUGGAUUUCAAAUGUAGACUGCUGAAAGUUUUAAAUAAUUUUAUAAGCAUAGUAUUUUAAUGUUUAAAAUUUUGUGGAAUAAAAGUCCCCUUUAAUGUUGGUUUUAAAAGUAUUUAAGCAUUCUUGCUGAUAGCUUUGUCUGGUAUUAUACAAGCUAUACACAGUUCAAAUAUGAAAAGAAAAUUUAGGCAACUGAAAAAUUCUUGUAUGUCACAGGAGUUGGAGCUGUAGUAAUAUUUUUACCUGACUGCUAUAUGUUAAUGUCUAGUUAAUGGCAGGAAAAAGUAUAAGCACUUUUUAAAAACUGCCAACAGCUUCAUUUGCAUCAACCUAUCUUAUUCCUAAAAUACUGACCUCUGUUUGUGCAUAGUUUUCAAAACUGCUGUUUGUCAGACUGUCUUUUCACUGUGUUUUGUAGGAGUUAAAAGCAGCAUUUUUAUAGGAAUUAAAAUGUUAAGGUAUAAGUGUGCAUAUAAUCACUCAUUUUUUUUAAACAAGAGUUUAGUUUUGUUCUUGCAAACUUGUGCCAAUAUAUAAUACUGUGACCUUCCAUGGUAUGCUUUUGGUAUUAUAGAUGUCACACUAGGAAAAAAACUGACCUGAUAUUUCCAUUGUACUUAUUGAUGCACAUAGAUAAGAAAACAUUGUCUUGAACAUUUUCUAAAAAUUAAAGAAUUUGAACCAAUACAUAA
Messenger RNA from Pelodiscus sinensis (Chinese soft-shelled turtle), 2509 nucleotides. The record is from RefSeq and is a predicted model, not a curated record. Lineage: Eukaryota; Metazoa; Chordata; Testudines; Trionychidae.